Dalotia coriaria is the source of this 1059-nucleotide messenger RNA. RefSeq lists its product as uncharacterized. Gene Ontology annotation, molecular function: catalytic activity. Lineage: Eukaryota; Metazoa; Arthropoda; Insecta; Coleoptera; Staphylinidae. The record is from RefSeq and is a predicted model, not a curated record. The coding region runs from base 1 to 1059 and encodes 352 amino acids. The transcript has a single exon.
AUGGGAGACAUGAACGCACGUAUUGGCAAUACAGCGAUAAAAGGCAUCAAGCAGAGAUUUAAUGAGUCAGACCUUAAUGAUAGAGGAGAAAUGCUGAUUGAAUUCUGUGCCCAAAAUGAACUACGUAUAAACAAUACUUUCUACCAACACAAACUCCAGCACAAAAUCACAUUUUCAAACAACCGUGGAGAUACAUCCAUGAUUGAUUUCAUUGUUACCAACAGAGCAAUUAACCCAAGCUUGAUUGAAGAUGUAUGCAGCCUUACCUCUGCCAAUAUCAACUCAGACCAUAACCUUGUACUAUGCAAAACUCGAAUACAUCACAAUCCAAAAAAGAUCAAAGUUGCAGAAACAAGAACAAAAUACAACAUCGAAUCGCUCAGGAACGAAAGUACUAUGCAGCUAUAUGAGAAGAGAUUGAAGCAACACUUAAUUAGUGAACAGAUCAAUGAAGAAGACACUGUUGAAAUAACCUGGCAGAAAAUUCUAAACAGUAUAAAAAGGGCAGCAGAUGAAGCCAUAGGAUCCAGAACAUUAAAGAACACACAGAAAAAGAAGUCAAAACCAUGGUAUACCCCAGAAGUAAAGGAAAUAACAGCACUUAAAAGACAAUCCUACCUUACUUAUAAAAGCAAUCCCACUACAGAUACUUUUAACAACUAUAAAGCAGUGAGAAACUCGGUAAACACUCGAAUCCGAGAAAUCCAAAAGGAAUUCUGGGCCGAAUUUUAUACUAAGAUGCAGAUGGACUUCUAUGGCGCACAAAAACUUAUAUGGAAGGUUCUAAGAUCCAUGAAGAGGGAAGUGAACGAGGAUACCACCAUAGUUAGCAUCGAAGAUGAGAAACUGAUGUCCCACUUUAAAACUCUAUAUGGGAACAACAUCACCCACCAGGCAGGAACACCGAACACUACAAACAGAACAUCACACGAAAACACCACAUUGCUUGAGAUAACGGAGGAUGACACAAGGGAUGCAAUGAAAGAACUUAAAAACAGAAAGUCACCUGAUGAAGAAAACGUCACAAAUGAACUUAUAAAGGGUGUGGCGAAAUCUUAA